Messenger RNA from Stylophora pistillata, 1693 nucleotides. RefSeq lists its product as uncharacterized. The record is from RefSeq and is a predicted model, not a curated record. NCBI's taxonomy places the organism in Eukaryota, Metazoa, Cnidaria, Anthozoa, Scleractinia, Pocilloporidae.
AGCCAAAGAAGAAACUCUAGAAAGUGUACUUUAUUGAUAAUCAGGCGUACAUCACUCCAAACUAAUCGAUCUUAUGUACAUGUACAAAAUAACCGAACGAAUUAGGCAAAUUUAGCCUAAUUCUCCCGUAUGGUCGAUAGGGGUGGAUCGUUGAAAAAAUAUUUAGAAAGUCCUACCCCACUGGUCAUCGAGCAGUGGGCAUAUGUAGCCACUUCCUAUGAUUACAACACUGGAAUUACUCGAAUGUGGGUCGAUGGUAUAGAGGUCGGUGAGCUGGAUAUUGGAGUUCGUUCACUGGCCACUGACUACGAAGUUAAAAUCGGUGCAAAGGAGGAUGAUGGUAGAUACUUCAAAGGGAGAGUUACACGGGUGAAAGUUUAUGACGUAGCGUUAACACUGGAACAAGUUUUGGCUGUUCAACAUAGAGGGGAAAGCUCGUGGAGUCUCACCGAGAUAAGAGUUAUUGUAUGUAACAAACAGUUCUUUGCGAUGCAUUCUUCAUUAGCUCUCAACAACAGUUGCCGAAUCAUCCAAUUCAACCCUGUAGCCGUGGAUAAAAUUCUGAAAAACCAUGUUAUAAGAAAUAUCAGUGUUCAGAGUCGGUCACAGUGUCAGUCAAACUGCUUCCAAGAACCCAACUGUGUGUCAUACAACUAUGGUCCAUUACAGAGUGAUACACCGACAUGUGAGCUCAGUAAUCGCACCCACCUGCAAGUCUCCAGCAGCAACUUUGUUCUAAAGGGAAAAUACCUCUACCAAAACAUCGUGAAUUACUGUGAAAGCGGUCCAUGUCCGAGCAACACAUUAUGUCAAGCCGGGUUCACGAAUAAAGGGUAUCGAUGCGUUUGCGUAGACGGAUUGAAACAUGGGGCCAACUGCGAUCAAGCACCAUCUCCCGACACCACCUCGUGGUCGUCGCCGUCGCCGUCGCCGUCGCCGUCGCCGUCGCUGACGCCACCUUCCUCGUCGGCAGGAAUAUUGCCUGAUCCUACUCCACCAGCGUGUCCGCAAGGUUGGUAUUCUUUUCAAAGCUCGUGCUAUCACCUUACCACAGAUCCAAAGAUAUGGAGUAGCGCAGUAUUGAAAUGUUCCAGCAGUGAUGCGCAGUUGGUGAGAAUUGAUUCCUCUGAAGAAAAUGAAUUUAUCAAGGCGACAUUUCUUGUUCACGAAGUAGAUUACUGGAUUGGAUUAACGGAUGAAGAUACUGAAGGAGAAUGGAAGUGGUCUGAUGGAAGCUUACUCACAGGAUUUGAAGGGUGGAUAGAAGACCAGCCAAGUGAUAGAGACCACGUGCAGAACUGCGCUGGAAUAAGAAAGAGAAACGAGGGAUCGAAUUACGAAAUAGGAUGGCACGACAAACAGUGCGAUCAACUUAAAGGGUACAUCUGCGAAAAGUAGAAUUAGAAGUUCGUUUUCCUAAAUUUUUUUAACAUUUAGUUGUCCAGUUUAUUUGUUCAUCUAAUCUGUUUGCUCUUUAUUGUCAUUGAUGUGAGAGCUGGUUUCAGUUUUCAGAAUGGGAUGGGAUGGGAUAAGGAAUUACGAUGCUGAGUGGCACGAUAAUGAUUGUGGAGAAACUAGAGGCUAAAUCUGCGAAAAGUGCAUUAAUCUACUUUUUUGGAUAAUAAGCUUUGUAUUCGUUUGUUCAUUCAAUUUUUUUCUCUCUCUUUAUUGUUAUUUCUACGGGAGCUGUAUC